Lindgomyces ingoldianus is the source of this 2727-nucleotide messenger RNA. RefSeq names its product mitochondrial carrier. The record is from RefSeq and is a predicted model, not a curated record. NCBI's taxonomy places the organism in Eukaryota, Fungi, Ascomycota, Dothideomycetes, Pleosporales, Lindgomycetaceae. Gene Ontology annotation, biological process: iron import into the mitochondrion; asparaginyl-tRNA aminoacylation. The transcript has 11 exons. Gene Ontology annotation, molecular function: asparagine-tRNA ligase activity; ATP binding; ferrous iron transmembrane transporter activity. The coding region runs from base 1 to 2436 and encodes 811 amino acids. Gene Ontology annotation, cellular component: mitochondrial membrane.
AUGGCCGGGGCAUCUGACGAGUAUCUGCAACGGGGACGGCGUCAGAAUCGAUCUUCUAGGCCUUCAUCCACCGAUCUACGUCCCCAUGAACAGCUAGACCGAGAUCUGGCGAUGGAUGCCGUCGCUCGGCCUGCACGUUCACAAUGGCUCUACCGUCCACGCUUUGGUUCAACAUCUUCCCCAUCUAAUAUAGCUUCCCUUUUGAUCAGUUCCCCAUUAUCACCGUCUUCACAGCCAUCAGCUUCUGCUGGCAAGUUUCUGACAAUCAAUGGCUUCGUGCGCACUUUGCGGAGGCAAAAACGCGUGGCCUUCGCCGCAAUAGGAGACGGCUCAACAAUGCAAGCAGUACAGGCCGUCUUGUCUCCCGAGCAGGCCGACGGAUUAUCCACAGGGGCUGCGGUAGCAGUCACCGGGCAGUGGAAAUCAUCACCGGGAAAAGCUCAAACGCAUGAACUACUGGCCGAAACUGUCCGCAUCUUGGGUCAUAACGAUGCCGCAGCGUGCCCUUUGCAAAAGAAAUACCAGACCACUGAAUUUCUGCGAAGCCUGCCUCACCUCCGGUCACGACUUCCUUUCAAUUCGUUACUUUUAAGGUUAAGGUCGCAGGUUACGGCUCAAAUUACAAACUACUUAUCCACACGCGACUUUGUCCAGGUGCAUCCGCCAAUCAUCACAUCCUCCGACUGUGAAGGCGCUGGCGAAGUGUUCACCGUAUCCCCAGCAGUGUCGUCUUCUCCAAAGUGCGAAGGACAAAAUCAGUCACACGGAUUUGACGAUCUGUUCUUCCAAUCACCCAAGUAUCUUACCGUCUCAAGUCAGCUCCACCUGGAAGCACUGGCUCAAUCUGUUGGGAAGGUGUGGACAUUAUCACCAACCUUCCGUGCUGAGAAGAGUGAUACGCCCCGCCAUCUCAGCGAAUUCUACAUGCUCGAAGCGGAGAUUGCCUUUGCAGAAGACCUUGCGGACAUCAUGGAUGUGGUUGAAGACCUGAUACGCAACAUUGUUGGUGGACUCCAAGCUUCACACGUGGGCAAGCAGCUGAUCGAAUCCCGAUCACGUGAGCAUGAGGGGGGCGAGGUAACUGUGGCCAGCUCCGUGCUAGCACAAAGGUGGCAAGGCUUAACCAGCGGACCCUGGCCUCGAAUCACCUAUAACGACGCUGUACGACACCUUAAAAAUGCUGUUGUCCAAGGCAAAGUGCAAUUCGCGUUCGACCCUGGUCAUCAAGAAGGCCUGCAGACCGAACAUGAACGUUUCCUUGCCGAAAGUGUAGGACAAGGCGGCCCAAUCUUUGUGACCGACUACCCCCGUGCGCUGAAGCCAUUCUAUAUGGCUCCUUCGAAGGGCACUUCUGGCAAAGGAGAUGAUGGUCCAACAGCAUCAUGCUUUGACCUGCUUGUGCCGGAGAUUUGUGAAUUGGUUGGAGGUUCAAUGCGUGAACACCGGCUCGCCGAGCUCCUAGAGGCCAUGGAUGACCACGGACUCCAACGUUUGUCGCCUUCGACAUCUGACUAUGAAGCGUCAAAUGGCUCGCUCCAGUGUUAUGAGUCCUUGCCGCCAAACUUCUCCCUCACCGCGAACAUGCUCGCAGGCGCGUUCGCCGGCAUUGCUGAACACUCGGUGAUGUAUCCAAUAGACCUGCUGAAGACUAGGAUGCAAGUGGUGAAUCCAUCCCCGACGGCCGUGUACACAGGAAUCUCAAAUGCAAUGGUCACAAUAUCGAGAGCAGAGGGCUUCAGGACCCUGUGGAGAGGGCUUUCGAGCGUGGUUUUGGGCGCCGGGCCGGCACACGCCGUCUAUUUUGCAUCCUACGAAGCCGUAAAGCACGCUCUCGGUGGGAAUGAGGGCGGGCAGGAUGAGCACCACCCUCUCGCAGCUGCUGCUAGCGGGGCCGCCGCUACCAUCGCCAGUGAUGCGUUGAUGAACCCGUUUGAUGUCAUCAAGCAGCGCAUGCAGCUGCAUGGCUCCAUCUACAAGUCGGUCCCUCAAUGCGCCCGGGAAGUUUUCCGGACCGAAGGCAUGACUGCCUUCUACGUGUCGUACCCCACGACGCUCUGCAUGACAGUGCCCUUUACUGCUCUGCAAUUCAUGGCCUACGAAUCAAUUUCGAAGAUGAUCAAUCCCACUGGGCGUUACGACCCAUAUACUCAUUGUACGGCAGGAGGAUUAGCGGGCGGUUUCGCAGCCGGCCUCACUACCCCGUUGGAUGUCAUCAAGACGCUAUUACAGACGCGAGGAAGCGCAUCGGACGCUGAGCUACGCAAUGUGUCUGGCUUGUGGCAGGCGGCCAAAAUAAUAAAGAGGCGCGAUGGUUACAGAGGCUACUUUCGGGGCCUCAAGCCAAGAAUCAUUACCACCAUGCCCAGUACAGCUAUCUGCUGGUCGGCAUAUGAGAUGGCCAAGGCUUUCUUCAUUGCCCGAGGCGAAACACCAUGAGAUGACUUCCCGAAGAUGGAUAGCUACGAAUAUUCAUUGCGUAGUGCUUUAGCUUAAGGAAGACGUGACCCGGAGCAUGUGGUCCCAGGUAGACUCUGGCGCAGGAGAGUAAACGAGGCCUCGGGAGCUCGUUCACGAACAGAUAACAAGGCCCCAUGACGCUUUCCUUGAUUGUAUACUGAUAGAGGUCUUGGUGGCAUAAAGGACCAUGCGAGGCGUUAGGGCUCUAGCUUAACUGGAUGAUCCAUGGCUCAGGCCAUAUAUGUGUAUCAUAGGAAAAGUCACGAUUUC